This is a messenger RNA of Drosophila ficusphila, 1599 nucleotides long. It is a transcript of the gene Su(fu), whose product is annotated as suppressor of fused homolog. The transcript has a single exon. The record is from RefSeq and is a predicted model, not a curated record. Gene Ontology annotation, cellular component: nucleus; cytoplasm. Gene Ontology annotation, molecular function: transcription factor binding. Lineage: Eukaryota; Metazoa; Arthropoda; Insecta; Diptera; Drosophilidae. Bases 26 to 1444 code for a protein of 472 amino acids.
CACACCCACGGUCACACUGAUUACAAUGGCCGAGGCGAAUGUGGACAAAAAACCGGAGGUGAAGCCUCCUCCGGGCCUAAAGGCCAUUAUCGACCACUUGGUCCAGGUGUAUCCUGAGCAACCCAACCCGUUGCAGGUGACCACGCUGAUCAAGUACUGGUUGGGCGGCCAGGAUCCGCUGGACUACAUCAGCAUGUACAACUAUCCGGGUGAUGCCGACAGGAACAUUCCGCCGCACUGGCACUACAUCAGCUUCGGAUUGAGCGACCUGCAUGGCGACGAGCGAGUCCACUUGCGCGAGGAGGGAUCAACUCGCUCUGGGAUGGGAUUCGAGCUUACCUUUCGGCUGGCCAAAACGGAAUCAGAAUUAAAGCAGCAGAUCGAGAACCCGGAGAAGCCGCAACGACCUCCCACCUGGCCAGCAAACCUGUUGCAGGCCAUCGGGCGUUACUGCUUCCAGACAGGCAACGGCCUGUGCUUCGGGGACAACAUCCCAUGGCGCAAAAGCCUGGACGGCAGUACCACCUCCAAGCUACAGAGCCUUCUGGUCGCCCAGGAUCCACAGUUGGGUUGCAUCGAGACGCCGACCGGAACGGUAGACUUCUGUCAGAUUGUGGGCGUCUUCGAGGACGAACUAGAGCAGGCUUCUCGUUGGAACGGACGCGGAGUGCUCAACUUCCUGCGACAGGAUGUUCAAACUGGCGGAGAUUGGCUAGUGACAAACAUGGACCGCCCGAUGAGCGUCUUUGAGCUGUUCCCCGAGACCCUUCUCAACUUGCAGGACGACCUGGAGAAGCAGGGCUCCGAUCUGGCCGGCGUCAAUGCGGAGUUCACAUUCCGUGAACUUAAGCCUACCAAGGAAGUCAAGCAAGAGGUGGAUUUUCAGGCGUUGAGCGAAAAGUGCGCCAACGAAGAGAACAAUCGACCGUUGACUGAAACGCAAAUGAAGCGCGAGGAGCCGAGCUUCCCGCAGUCCAUGUCGAUGAGCAGCAACUCGCUGCACAAGUCCUGUCCACUGGACUUUCAGCCACAAGCGCCCAAUUGCAUCUCUCUAGAUGGAAUUGAGAUUACCCUGGCACCCGGUGUGGCCAAGUACCUCCUGCUGGCCAUCAAGGAUCGCAUCCGACAUGGGCGUCACUUCACGUUCAAGGCGCAGCACUUGGCACUUACGCUUGUGGCGGAAACCGUGACGGGGUCAGCGGUCACUGUCAGCGAACCCUAUGGAGUGCUGGGUUAUUGGAUUCAGGUUCUGAUCCCCGACGAACUGGUGCCGCGACUGAUGGAGGACUUCCGCAGCGCGGGCCUCGACGAGAAUUGCGAGCCGAAGGAAAGGUUGGAGCUGGAGUGGCCGGACAAGAACCUAAAACUUAUCAUUGACCAGCCGGAACCCGUGCUGCCCAACGUUUUACCCAUGUCCCUCGAUGCGGCUCCUCCAAAAAUAUGAAGCUGUCGGGCGGCUAGCUAGUAUUAUUAUAAAUUAAUCGAAUUGAAUCUUCCACUAACAAGUAAGUUUUACAUUUAUACAUCGCUCAUCUAACACAAUGCACGUGGCCUUUGCUCCGCGCCGGAGUUCAGUCAAAAUAUACAAAACCAAAACCA